Messenger RNA from Schizophyllum commune H4-8, 951 nucleotides. RefSeq names its product NAD(P)-binding protein. The coding region runs from base 1 to 951 and encodes 316 amino acids. NCBI's taxonomy places the organism in Eukaryota, Fungi, Basidiomycota, Agaricomycetes, Agaricales, Schizophyllaceae. The transcript has 5 exons. The record is from RefSeq and is a predicted model, not a curated record.
AUGUCUGAAUCCAGCGAGAGCAAGCCCCGUGUCGUGGUCAUCGGCGCCACCGGGAGUACUGGUACCAGUAUCGUCAAUGGCCUACUGCGCUCUGGCAACUUCCGCGUUGCUGUUGUCGUGCGCUCGGCCAGUAAGCCCGCCGUGGCCGACUUCCAGGAGCGCGGCGCCGAGGUGCUCGUGCACCCGGACCUAACAAAGGCCUCACACGACGAGCUAGUCGCACUCUUCAGAGGGGCGGACAUCGUCGUAUCCGCGCUUACCGCGUACCUCCUCGACACGCAGCGCUCGCUUUUCGCGGCGGCGAAGGACGCCGGCGUCAAGCGCGUCGUGCCGUGCGAUUGGUCGUCGCACGCGCCGCCGGGGGCGAUGCUCCUGCAGGACAUGAAAUACGACAUCCAGAAGUACAUCCGGGAGCUCGGGCUCGGGUACACCGUCAUCGAGGUCGGGAUCUGGCUGCAGGUCCUCCUUCCCUACCCGCCCGCCUACGCCGGCCGCUCCGGCAUUGUCCGGCUGUCGCACACGUUCCACGCGCCGGGCGAAGUGCCCACCGCCGGCACCGACAUCAACAACAUCGGCGCGUGGGUCGCGCUCAUCCUCGCCGACGCGCGCACGCUGAACCGCACCGUGUUCGUGUGGGAGGCGCAGGCGACCCAGCGCGAGCUCUAUCGGCUAGCCGCCGCGAAGGGCGUGGACGCGGAGGCGCUCGACAAGACCACCGAGGCCGAGCUUAUGGCGAAGGUCGACGAGGGCGUGCGUGCGGGGCCCACCGCGCUCCGCACGCGCGCCCUGCCCGAGUACGCGUACAGCAUGUGGUACCGGGGAGACAACACGGUAGAGCGCGCCGUACAGGACGGCGCGCUCGACGCUCGCGCUCUCUACCCGGAUCGCGCCGUCCUGAGCCUCGACGAGUUCGCGGAGUCGUGGUAUGGAAACAUGCUGGUGCCGGCUUGA